AUGGGAGGUUUGAUUGGAGCUUUGGUUGGUAACUUGAUGGGAGCUUUGGUCGGUGGGAGAGUGAUAGGUCCCAGUUAUAUCUUGAUAAGAGUUGGAAACUCGGUAGGAGCUUUUAGUGGUGGGAGAGUUGAUGGCUUGGUGGGAGCUUUCAACGGUGAGAGGGCUGGUGCUUUGGUGGGAGCUUUCAGCGGUGAGAGAGCUGGUGCUUUGGUGGGAGCUUUCAACGGUGAGAGAGUUGGUGCUUUGGUGGGUGCUUUAAGCGGUGAGCGAGCUGGUGCUUUGGUGGGAGCUUUCAGCGGUGAGCGAGCUGGUGCUUUGGUGGGAGCUUUCAGCGGUGAGAGAGCUGGGGCUUUGGUGGGAGCUUUCAGCGGUGAGAGAGCUGGUGCUUUGAUGGGAGCUUUCAACGGUGCGAGAGCUGGUGCUUUGGUGGGAGCUUUCAGCGGUGAUAGAGCUGGUGCUUUGGUGGGAGCUUUCAACGGUGAGAGAGCUGGUGCUUUGAUGGGAGCUUUCAACGGUGAGCGAGCUGGUGCUUUGGUGGGAGCUUUCAACGGUGAGCCGGCUGGUGCUUUGGUGGGAGCUUUCAACGGUGAGAGAGCUGGUGCUUUGGUGGGAGCUUUCAACGGUGAGAGAGCUGGUGCUUUGGUGGGAGCUUUCAACGGUGAGAGAAUUGAUGCUUUGGUGGGAGCUUUCAACGGUGGGAGAGCUGAUAGCUUGGUUGGUGCUUUCAAGGGUGGGAUAAUUGAUCGUAGCUUGGUAGGAGCUUUUAACGGUGGGAGAGUUGAUCGCUCAGUAGGAGAUUUUAACGGUAGGAGAGUUUUUCUUGGAGCUUUGGUCAAUGGUGUUAUUAGUUUUAUUGGAGGUUCAUCUGUAGUACUGAAAACAAAGGAAAUGAAGCAGCAAAGUGCUAAGAGAGUUAGCAAAACAUUCUUACCAAUGAAACCCAUCUUUAUCCUUUUGUUUUUGUUUGUGUGGGAGUUUGGCUUGAUGUGA
Messenger RNA from Brassica napus (rape), 990 nucleotides. RefSeq lists its product as uncharacterized. Bases 1 to 990 code for a protein of 329 amino acids. The transcript has 2 exons. NCBI's taxonomy places the organism in Eukaryota, Viridiplantae, Streptophyta, Magnoliopsida, Brassicales, Brassicaceae. The record is from RefSeq and is a predicted model, not a curated record.